Oryzias latipes (Japanese medaka) is the source of this 5620-nucleotide messenger RNA. Its product is annotated as glutamate receptor ionotropic, kainate 2. The record is from RefSeq and is a predicted model, not a curated record. Gene Ontology annotation, molecular function: signaling receptor activity; ligand-gated monoatomic ion channel activity. Gene Ontology annotation, biological process: monoatomic ion transport. NCBI's taxonomy places the organism in Eukaryota, Metazoa, Chordata, Actinopteri, Beloniformes, Adrianichthyidae. Gene Ontology annotation, cellular component: membrane.
CCUUGGCUCGACGUCAGAGCCUGUGCAGCAGUGCAGUAUAAUGGGAGUGCAAGCAAACCAGAGAGCCUCAUAGCAGGCUGCUGUGUCGCUGCUGUAUCAUCUGCUUCCACUUCCUCUCCCGCUGCUCACCGAAAGCCCGAGCUCGGGUUCCCCCGUCUCCGCUGGAUCCAUACCUUUCGACAUGGAUGUCCCACAGUCUCUCGAGCCCGAGGAUUGCUGUUUGUUGGCGCAGUGAACAGGAAGAAGGAGACGGGAAAGCAUCAUGCUGGGACUGCUAAUGGAUUUAAGGAAAGCGCAAGUGACCAUGCCGUGAUCUUGCGCAUCCAGGGCCGCCGUCACCCUGCCUUGCCCAACAGCAGUAGAAGAAUUAUUGGGGGAUUGACCCCGCGCACCGGGGGGAUUAGCCACUGAGCUUUUGUUCUAAAAAACAACAUGAAGAUUACCUCCCAUCAUCUGAUGAUAACCAGUGUCGUUUUCAAGACCAACCUCAGGCUGAUCCCGCUUCUGCUGCUUUUUCUUGGUUACAUUCACGGGAUGCCACACGUUUUAAGAUUCGGGGGAAUCUUUGAAUCGAUCGAGAGCGGCCCCUCUGGAGCAGAGGAACUAGCCUUCAAAUUUGCCUUGAACACAAUCAACAGAAACCGCACAUUGCUCCCCAACACCACACUGACCUAUGACAUCCAGAGAAUAAACAUCUUUGACAGCUUCGAGGCCUCCCGGAAAGCAUGUGAUCAGCUUUCCCUCGGAGUGGCGGCCAUCUUUGGCCCCUCGCACAGCUCUUCGGCCAACGCAGUCCAGUCCAUCUGCAAUGCUUUAGGAGUGCCCCACAUCCAGACCAAGUGGAAGCAUCAAGUGUCAGACAACAGGGACUCAUACUAUGUCAGCUUGUUCCCUGACUUCUCCUCUCUCAGUAGAGCCAUCCUUGACCUUGUGCAUUUCUUCAAGUGGAGAACCGUCACUGUGGUCUAUGACGACAGCACAGGUACAGGUCUCAUUCGACUGCAGGAGCUGAUCAAGGCACCGUCACGAUACAACAUUCGUUUGAAGAUCCGACAGCUGCCCACAGAGACCAAGGACGCCAAACCACUUCUGAAGGAGAUGAAGAAGGCAAAGGAGUUCCACGUCAUCUUUGAUUGUGGACAUGAGAUGGCUGCCUGGAUCCUGAAACAGGCUCUCGCCAUGGGAAUGAUGACUGAAUACUACCAUUAUAUUUUUACCACUCUGGACCUCUUCGCCCUUGACAUGGAACCGUAUCGCUUUAGUGGAGUCAACAUGACGGGUUUCCGCAUCCUCAACACAGAAAACUCUCAGGUGUCGUCCAUCAUUGAGAAGUGGUCAAUGGAGCGGCUACAAGCGCCACCCAAGCCGGACUCGGGCCUGCUGGAUGGAUUCAUGACAACGGAUGCGGCUCUGAUGUACGACGCCGUGCACGUGGUGGCGGUGGCGGUGCAGCAGUCUCAGCAGAUCACCGUCAGCUCUCUGCAGUGCAACCGUCACAAACCAUGGCGCUUCGGAGGCCGCUUCAUCAACCUCAUCAAAGAGGCACACUGGGAUGGUUUGACAGGACGUGUUCUAUUCAACAAGAGCAAUGGACUGAGAACAGAUUUCGACCUGGAUGUCAUUAGUCUGAAGGAAGAAGGGCUGGAAAAGAUUGGAACUUGGGAUCCUCCCAGUGGACUCAAUAUGACAGAGACUCACAAAAGCAAGACAUCGAACAUCACUGACUCUCUGGCUAACAAAUCCCUGCGUGUAUCCACCAUACUGGAGGAGCCAUAUGUGAUGUUUAAGAAAUCUGACAAGCCUCUGUAUGGAAACGACCGAUUCGAGGGUUACUGUAUCGACCUGCUGAGGGAACUCUCUGGCAUCCUGGGCUUCCGUUACGAGCUGCGACUAGUGGAAGAUGGGAAGUAUGGAGCGCUGGAUGAGAGCACAGGCCAGUGGAACGGCAUGGUGCGGGAGCUAAUGGACCAUAAAGCAGACCUUGCAGUUGCUCCUCUGGCCAUCACCUACGUCAGGGAGAAGGUCAUUGACUUCUCAAAGCCCUUCAUGACUCUGGGGAUAAGUAUCCUGUACCGCAAGCCCAACGGCACCAACCCGGGAGUCUUCUCCUUCCUCAACCCCCUCUCACCCGAUAUCUGGAUGUAUAUUCUGCUGGCUUGCUUGGGUGUCAGUUGUGUGCUGUUUGUCAUAGCCAGGUUUAGCCCUUACGAGUGGUACAACCCCCAUCCAUGCAACCCAGACUCGGAUGUAGUGGAAAACAAUUUUACGCUGCUGAAUAGUUUCUGGUUUGGAGUUGGGGCUCUCAUGCAGCAAGGCUCGGAGCUCAUGCCCAAGGCCCUGUCAACUCGAAUAGUGGGAGGCAUCUGGUGGUUCUUCACCCUCAUCAUCAUUUCCUCAUAUACAGCUAACUUGGCUGCCUUCCUCACGGUGGAGAGGAUGGAGUCACCGAUAGACUCUGCUGACGACCUGGCUAAACAAACUAAAAUCCCGUAUGGGGUGGUGGAAGACGGUGCAACAAUGACAUUUUUCAAGAAAACAAAAAUCUCCACCUAUGACAAGAUGUGGGAGUUUAUGAACAGCAGGAGGCAGUCUGUGAUGGUUAAGAAUGUGGAGGAGGGCAUCCAACGUGUCCUGACCUCCGACUAUGCUUUUCUCAUGGAGUCCACCACCAUUGAGUUUGUCACGCAGCGCAACUGCAACCUCACACAGAUCGGAGGCCUCAUCGACUCCAGAGCCUAUGGAGUGGGAACACCUAUGGGCUCUCCGUACAGAGACAAGAUCACAAUAGCAAUUCUGCAGCUGCAAGAGGAAGGAAAGCUGCACAUGAUGAAGGAGAAGUGGUGGAGAGGCAAUGGCUGUCCUGAGGAGGAAAGCAAAGAGGCCAGCGCUCUGGGUGUACAGAACAUCGGGGGCAUUUUCAUCGUGCUUGCUGCUGGACUGGUGCUCUCGGUGUUUGUUGCUGUAGGCGAGGUUCUGUACAAGUCCAAGCAGAAUGCCCAACUGGAAAAGCGAUCAUUCUGCAGCGCCAUGAUGGACGAGCUGCGUGUAUCUCUGAAGUGCCAACGACGUCUCAAGCAAAAGCCCCAGCCGCCUGUCAUUGUCAAAACAGAGGAGGUCAUUAACAUGCACACGUUCAACGACAGAAGACUCCCGGGAAAGGAAACCAUGGCAUGAACGCUUACCGUCCCCUGAGCAAAUCCCCCUGGUGAAAGCCAUGAAGGGGAGACAAGGGGAGUUAAUGCUGACUUAACGACAGGCACAAGUUAGCAGUAACAACAGGACUCCUUUAGCACCCACAAGUUUAAGUAGACAGAUGUUUCCUGUGGAAAUAAAAAUAACGGAGCAGGGUCACCCCACUGUGACACUUCGAAAGGGGCUGAAGAUGAAGGCUUCUCUGGUCUGGGUUGGUCAAAUCUGUAAAUUGAAAGCUAAAACAUGUUUUUUUUUUGCUCCACACCAUAUGUGAGAACUCUAUCAAACACUCUUCAAAUAAAAAAAUAGCAGAUAUACACUCAUUUUGUCACUUUAACACUUGUGCAGAAGGAAAAACUCAGUUUUUGAAGUAACACCAGUAGUACUUUUUCUGUUGAUGUCAAAAGCCCCCCCCCCUUUUUUUUACCUUCAUGUGUGUGACCCAGUAGAUCCCUUCCCUCCAGUUUUCCACAGAUAUUUUGACCAAACACUAAUCUUACACCUUCAUAAAGGGAGCAGUAACGAGUGCCCCAUGGUUUUUAAUGAACUGAUGUAUAAAAGUAAUAUUUAGUUUGCGAUCAUCUAUGCCGAUCAUCUUGUUAAAUACUUAUCAUUUCUUCUGUGUUGCCUCUCUUGUGCCAAAGUUCUGCCAUUGUAAAGAACUUCAACCAUGCCUAAUAUGUUUCAAACAAGCAAUGUAAACUGUCCAGUCCUUCAAACAUGUCUGUCCACACAAACUUUCUGCAGUUUUCGGUCUAUAUCUAUCAGUUGUUCAACAUGCAGACUUUCUACGGAACUGUUUGUUUCUUUUGUACAAGAAUAAGAAGUUUUGUAUUACUUUGUAUCAUAGUAGCCCCUCCUGUGGACAAAAUAUGUAGCAGAUACCGACUCAGCCCUCAGACUCUGACAACGGGCUCAGGCUCUGCUGUGUGGGGUUCACUUCUGUCAUCAAUCAGAGAUUCAGUCUUUUGUCUGCCAGUCUCACGGGGGCCAAGCUGUACAUACUGUCUGGGGACAAUGUAGUGGACAUUGGUGGUUGAGAGUGACGGAGCUGUGAACGAGGUGAUGCUAAAAGUAGAAAAAUCCAGUGACUCAUUAUGGAAACUGGUGCUCCGUCAGUAAAGUCUUACGGACAGCAAGUGUGGGUAACUAACCGUAGCUCGGAUGAGUCAACAUGAAAGACAUGAGAAAGCAUGCAAAUUUUGCUGGUGUGGAAUAGAAAUGUGUUUAACUGGAGCUAUGUAGCCCUCUUAUACCACAAUGACAUUUUAAGUGUCAAGUUCAAAAAGUUGCAGUUUUAAAAAGAAAACUAUUUAUUAAUCUAAGUUAAAACAGAUACAAAUAUGUUAUUACUGGUAAGAUCUUUUUUUUGAAAAUACAAUCUUUUCAUAUUAAUUGAUGAAAAGACAGCACUUCUUGAAAUACCACAAACCUAAUUUGGCAUUUCUGCUCUUUUCAGCUGACUUUUACUGUAUGCAUCUAUGCCAAUAAAUCUGCUACAAGCUCCCAGCCAUUAAAUUGGCCUGACUGAUUUAUUGGCCUAGAUCCACAAAUAAUAGUAUCAGUACAGCAGGGGUAUCAUUAAAGCCAUAUUUCCAAUGCAAACCAACCUCAAGAAACAUUUUUUUAAACAAUCUGUGUCAGGUUGCAUAGAUACAAUAACACUGGAAUACAAAAAUAUAUAUUUUGCAACUAGAAGUUUGCAUCAAAACUAACUCGUGUUGCACUGGUUGAUGUUUCUAAUUGCUUCUAGCACUCUAUCAAAACAACCUCAGAGGCCAGUGGUAAUGAUGGGCAGCUUUUGAAUGUAUGAAACAGUGCAGCUGCAGUAUAUCUGAUGUUUGGAUCAUUAGGAGCUCAAAGUGCUUUUAUGUUCCAUGUUGCACCUUAGCUUGAAAGCCAGUGUGAGCUUCACUUGUAUAUCCUCAAGUGGGCUUGAUGGACUUUAGGGCACGAUGGUAAUGACAGAACGUGGGCCGAGGGAAGAUUAUAACUGCUACUUGUCUCCAGAUGUGUAUUCUCUUCACUCAAACACCUUUGGUCCUUAUAAGUCUUGCUAUUGACUCCAUGUAAGUUUUGGUUUUCUUUUUAAAUGGCAAGCAAACUUGAUAAGACACUGCACCCAUUGCUCUUGUAUUGGCCCAGUUAGUCAUUUUUAAGCGUUAUUACAGGGUUUCAGAAUACAAAAAAGAAUAAAAAAAGAUGCAUUUGAGCCAGUAGAAAUUGACGGGGAAAGAUGCUAUACUUUAAUAUGUUCUGCCAUUGUGGCUUGUCAUUUUUCAUCUACCUAAACCUAGUGGUGCAAGUGGAGAUAUUCACCAGAUCCAUGUCCAAAGGCUUGGUUGUUAAAAUAAAAAUGUGAGUUUAUGGAAAAUUAUAGUGAUGCAAGCUUUUACAAGAAGGUCAAUAAAAAUGUCUUACUUCUGUA